This is a messenger RNA of Polypterus senegalus (gray bichir), 2847 nucleotides long. It is a transcript of the gene gpr22a, whose product is annotated as G protein-coupled receptor 22a. Bases 1354 to 2649 code for a protein of 431 amino acids. The transcript has 3 exons. The record is from RefSeq and is a predicted model, not a curated record. Gene Ontology annotation, cellular component: membrane. Gene Ontology annotation, biological process: G protein-coupled receptor signaling pathway. Gene Ontology annotation, molecular function: peptide binding; G protein-coupled receptor activity. NCBI's taxonomy places the organism in Eukaryota, Metazoa, Chordata, Cladistia, Polypteriformes, Polypteridae.
UUCUCUGCAGUGAGGCACUGAAGCAAGUCAAGCUGUCAUUCUGCAAAAGCUGCCCCACAGCCUAUGUGUAAAACACUUUUUGCUUCAGGACGUCUGGUUCCAAAUGCUGUCUCCGGAGACUUGAUGGCUUCAACAUGUUAAAUUACUUUCAUUCCACAUUUUUUAGACAUGUAUUGAUUCUAUGCUUGUGGGAGUGAAGCAGCCUCAGCAACAUCAGCCUACGUAGUAACAGUUCUGAUAAUUUUUUUCUCAACAGCAAGCCUUGUGAGGUAGCAGAAAGCCAACAAUAAGCAGGUGUUCUACAAUCUCUGAUUUUGAAGAAAUCAUUUGGUCUUUUUCAAUUCAGAAUGCUGGAGGAAGGAUAAUAUAAUACACUAAGAUCUGCAAAAAAAAAUCUUAAUUGGACAUCAUUAACAGCGCAGCAUGGUGCUUUUACAGAUCCUUUUGUUUGAAAGGAAAAGAAAGAUGAAGACACACAGUACUAAUCAAGACCUUGAUUGUGGAUUAUGAUCCUGCUGGCUCCAGAUUGUCCACUGAUUCUCUUUCAAAUAAUUACUGUGCAAAUUAAACUGCCAGUCAGAUCAGAACUCAAUGCUAAUGGGAAAGCUGCCAUUUUCACUUGAUUACUAAAAAAAUACACAAAAAAUAGAACAUCUCAUCAAUAUUUCUGGUUUUACCAGUAAAGUGCUCAAAAAAUAAAAAAUUGACCUUUCCAGAUCAAUACUAAUGCUUGACUAACCUGGGCUUUUUACAUUAAAGAGACAAAAAAGACAAAACCAAAGGCCUUGGAAGAGGGCUCAGGCUUAAUAAAAUGCCCUUUUUACUUGUGGAUAUAUUUUUUUGGCAAACAGAAAUAUGUUUUGACUUUUCUCCCACUUUACCGACUAUUGUAAUUUCAGGUACCAACCUAAGGAUGCGUCAAAGCAGUAUCUUUUAUACAAAACAAAUGCUAAUAUACUAAAGAAAACCAUGUGAAUGCAACUUAUUGUUUUUUCCCUUUCAUUUGUUUGUACAACUGUGCAACAGACAAGAUACUGACCCUGACUUAUACUUCAAGUGGCAAGGAUAUCUGAUACAGAUCAGAGUCUGUCUUUUUCCUCCACUUCAUGGCUUGCUCAAGAAUCAUACAUAUAUGUUGAAGUUCCACAUCUUUUCAGGGAUGUCAGUUGUUAUAAUCAAGAGUAAACAGUGGAAAAAUGAGUGCCCAGAGGGUGCACAGCAAAGCAGAAUCAGUGAACUGAACUGACAAAACAAAAUGAUCAGGUUUAAUGACAUCCUGUGCAAACAGAGACAAAUCUCAUUUAUGGCAUUUCCAACCUCCUGAGACUUUCAGAGAACUCUGGGAACAGGAUAAUGCAUUCCCCCCGAGUGCUGGAAGUCAUCAUGCAGUCGGAAUACAACGUUACUGUACAAGACAACAUUGAGUCCAUCAGCAGAAACAUGAAUCAGGCUCUGCCAUACCCACUCAGCUUUCAAGUUUCACUCACAGGCUUCCUCAUGCUGGAAAUUGUUUUGGGCCUCAGCAGCAACCUGACUGUGCUUGUCCUUUACUGCAUGAAGUCAAAUCUGAUCAACUCUGUUAGCAAUAUAGUCACCAUGAACUUGCACGUGCUUGAUGUCAUCAUCUGCAUAGGCUGUAUUCCUCUAACCAUUGUUAUUACUCUGCUUUCCCUAGAAAGCAACACUGCACUGAUCUGUUGCUUUCAUGAAGCUUGUGUGUCCUUUGCAAGUGUAGCAACAGCUGUGAAUGUCCUUGCCAUUACUCUAGACAGAUAUGACAUUUCAGUGAAGCCUGCAAAUCGUAUUCUGACAAUGGGAAGAGCAAUGAUACUUCUUACACUUGUUUGGAUUGUGUCCUUCUUCAGUUUUCUCAUUCCUUUCAUAGAAGUCAGCUUUUUUAAUAUUCAGGCAGAAAACACAGAUCAGAAUGCCACCAUUUCAAGCACUGAUAUCAACCAGUAUUACACUGAAUUAGGUCUGUACUAUCAUCUUCACGCACAAAUCCCUAUUUUCUUCUUUACAGUUAUAGUCAUGUUAAUAACAUAUACCAAAAUACUGCAAGCUUUAAACAUAAGGAUUGGCACCAGGUUCUCAACAGUACAGAAGAAGAAAGCACGGAAAAAAAAGACUAUUUCCAUGUCCACACAACAGGAGACUACAGAUGUUCAACAAAACAGUGAAGGAAGGAAUGUAACGUUUGGAGUACGAACUUCAGUUUCUGUGAUAAUUGCACUUAGAAGGGCAGUCAAACGUCAUCGGGAACGUCGUGAGAGACAAAAGAGGGUCUUUCGCAUGUCACUGUUAAUAAUUUCCACGUUUCUUCUUUGUUGGACACCUAUUACAGUUUUAAACUCUGUCAUCUUAUGUAUUGGACCAAGUGAUCUACUGGUACGAUUAAGACUUGGGUUUCUUGUUAUGGCCUACGGCACAACAAUAUUUCACCCCUUAUUGUAUGCAUUUACAAGACAGAAAUUUCAAAAGGUCCUAAAAAGCAAAAUGAAAAAGAGAGUAGUAUCAAUAGUGGAGGCAGACCCACUUCCUAAUAAUGCCAUUAUUCAUAACUCCUGGAUUGACCCAAAAAGGAACAAAAAUGUGAUAUUUGAGGAAAAUGAAGUUCACCAAAAAUGUCUAACAGAAGAUGGGGAAUAGAAGAAGGAUUUCAACAACAAAAAUCUUAAAGUAAAACUGAAGUUUUGAAUAAAAAAUCCUUAAGCUGACUAUAUGACAAAAUAGGAUUUCACAAAUACUGUAACAUCUACAGUUAAUAUAAAAAGAUUUAUUUAUUUCUAUUUAUUGUGAAAAAUAAGAUAUUUAAGUAUUAGACUUUCACUGGAGUAUCUGUAAAAA